AGCAUUGAGCUAUAUUGAGCUUUUGGAUGCUCAAGCAGUAUCCUGACCAUGGCGUGAACAGCUGUUCUUUUGCGUGCGCUGCGGCGAGCGGUCCGUGUCACAGUGCCAAAGAUGCCAAGGAGAUGGAAGUAUGCCACAAAGGAAGGAGAUGUGGAAGAUGCGGCACCGGUACCUGCAAGUACAGACAACCCAACAUUCGAUGGGUUCUGGGAAGCGACCAUGGCUGAUGGAGACAGCACUGUAGUCAUCUUAUCAGGCAAAAAUGUUUGGCAUGAUGGCUCCCAAUUUGCUAGCCUCAAAGUUCUGAACCAGCAGACGUGUGCUCUGAUUAUGGCUGACGACGAUGUCAGAGGCUACUUGAGUGCAGAUGGCCAAGAGAUUGAAUGGGAGGAUGGAGACUGCUGGAAGAGGGCCAAGAUGGAACAACAUAAAGGUCAACAGUCAUUUGCCACACCAACCCGCACGUCUCCACACAAAUCUCAAAUUGAACCAGCCAACAAUGCUUGGGUCAAAAAACACAAUGCAGACGAAGAGGCUGUGCUGGAAGCCCUUGUCCAGCGUGAUGCAGGAUCUCUGCAAGAAAUUUUGGAAUUGGGGUGCCCUGCCGACAUAUUUGUGGAAUCAGAGCCUCUGUGGCGAGAAAUGGGGUGGACACCAGAAGGCGAUUGCCAACAAAUGCCUCUUCCAUUGCUGGUGGCAGCGAUACUCCUCCAAUGGCCAGAGGGUGUCAGAAUAUGCAUCGAGAAGAAAGCAAACGUGAAUGCAACCUACGCAGGACCUUUUCCGCGCUCAGAUGGCGGGACUGUGCAAGAGAAGUCAGGUGCUCCGAUACUCCGAGUCGCGCUAUCAGCCAAAGGGCCAGCGCAAUGCAUUAUUUGUCAGCACAUAUUGUCCGCAAAGGUUCGUGGCAGGACCUUCCAGUCUGUCCGCAGAAAAGCGAAGGAUGAGAUGGACUUCGUGACUUUGGGCCUGUUCGACAACUUUAAGGGACCUUUUGCCGAAAGCUAGUGUGAAAA
Messenger RNA from Cladocopium goreaui, 1016 nucleotides. NCBI's taxonomy places the organism in Eukaryota, Dinophyceae, Suessiales, Symbiodiniaceae. The record is from the annotation of a GenBank genome assembly.